Arabidopsis lyrata subsp. lyrata is the source of this 714-nucleotide messenger RNA. RefSeq lists its product as uncharacterized. Bases 49 to 477 code for a protein of 142 amino acids. The record is from RefSeq and is a predicted model, not a curated record. NCBI's taxonomy places the organism in Eukaryota, Viridiplantae, Streptophyta, Magnoliopsida, Brassicales, Brassicaceae. The transcript has 2 exons.
UUCUUGGUUGGUGGAUAAUCGAUUUAGUUAGCUCCGUCCCGGGGAACCAUGGCGUCGCUUUGCUCUGCGAAGUUCCUUCCUUCUCCAUCGCUCGAUGUUCUAGGGUUUCUAUCUACGAAGAGGAAGAUAUCCUCCGACUCGCGCUCGCUUGUUUGCUCUUCGUCGCGUGUCUAUGGUUUCUCUUCCAUUCACCGUUCUUCGCGUCGCAAUCGGAAUCCGCUUCACGUUGUGUCUAUGGCUCCUGAGGAAGAAAAGCUCACUCGUCGUAAUCCUCUCGAUUUCCCAAUUGAGUGGGAAAGACCUAAACCUGGGAGGAGGCCUGACAUUUUCCCAAAGUUUAGCCCUAUGAAGACACCAUUGCCACCGCCGAUGCCUUAUGAUCCUCCGGAAGAAGAUGAAGAAGAGGAAGAGAAGAAAGAAGAGGAAGAAGAGAACCCAGACCAAGAAGAAGAGGAACAACCCGAGAAGCAGCAAUAGAUUUUUUGGUUGGAGAAAAUAAAGAUGGGGAAACAUGGAGAGAUCAAAGAGGCUUUUUGUUUCAACUUUUGUAGUGUUUUGGAGGAGAAGAAGAAUCAAUCUUUUCUCACAUUUAGUUGCUAGAUUUAAUCUCAUACUCCUGUUCGUGUAUUAUAUCUGUGUAAUGCCACAGUUUCAGAAGCUAUCUUUUAAGACAUUCUCCUUUGGAAAUUCGAACCUCUUGUUUUUGUUGAAAAA